UUUAUUCGAUUUCCAGUGAAAACCAAAAUCACUUUGCAAGGAGGAUCUACAGAGAUGUUUUGAGCGAUUGGGAAAGCUUCAGAACGUUGUGAGAAAAAUAGUUUUUAAAUACACAAAUGCAGUUGGAAAGUAGUAGAGGAUUAUCAGAGAAAAAAAUUUGGUUUGUGGAGUCCGAGCAUACGGAAGAUGCACUAAUGUGGGCAUUGAAGCUGGGCCAAGCUGCUGUACUUGGCUAUCAGACAAUCCUGCACAGACCAGUUCACCUGCUCUAUCCAACACCAGACUACUGGGUGUCAGCUCUAUACCACAGGUUUGUGGGUAACACAGUGCUCGACUCAAAGUUGAUGUCUGAGGACUCAUCUGUGUCAACGUUUGUUCACUGUUCCACAUCUCAUCAGAAGUCCGGUGCUUUAGUGGUGUGGGGAGUGAACACCCGACAAGACACUGCAAAGCUCAUGCUAGGUGUCCCUACACGUCAGGACGUUGCUCACUUAUACGUCCUCACUACAGAUGGACUAGAGGAACGGGGCACACUAUUGAAUGGAAAACCACUGCAUAUGGUCGAAGAAGCCUUACCUAGACUGUCUCCACACAUAGUACUGAAUGGUACCACCACACCUAUAACUAUCCCAGCACAGAGUGUAUUCUUUAUUAUUCUACCAGAUGUGAGAGCCAGUGCUUGUCUGCCCUAUCUCUCUAAGAAUAUCCAACUGUCUAUGGGCAGAGAGCUCUUGAACUCACAGAAACAAUCAGUACAGACGCAAUCUGAUGUAAAGACCCGUGGCAAUUCUAAGUUCCCCAUAAAGCUAAACGAAAAUGUAGAGCAUUACAAUUUUGAAACUGAUCAUAGUAGAAAUGACUUUGAGAACAAAAUGAGAGAUCAACUUAAAGAGACUAUGAAAGAAAGGAUGCAAGCCAUUAUAAAUAGUGAAGAAAAAGCAAAUGAGUCAGAACAAUCUACACAACUAGCUGAAGAGAACAUCUCUGGUACCAACCAACAAGUAAAUAUCGGAAAUAGUGCAUGGUUAUCUAAUUUGUAUAAUUCAACUGAUGAUACUACUCAAAAAGAAUGGAUGUUUUUGAUAGAUUUUCUUUUAAAAUAUGAUGAAUUUAUGAAUUUCAUUGAGAACAGGUCGUCUAAACAAGUAGUUUUAAAACAGACCUAUUCACCUAGAUCAUUGUCAUACAAAGAUAUAAAGGACGAUAUUAAUAAAAGAGUUAAAAGAUCUGAAAGCAAUGACACAGUGGUAGCACUGACAGAACCAAAACAUAUGAGGCUUUCAACAUUACAAAAGAGAAUGAAUUGGUUAAGACGUUUUAAAAGCACACAGUCCAAAACUAAUAAAACUAAAGAAUCAGAAAAUAUUCAUUAUCUUCCAGGUGAAUUCUACAAAACCUUAAGAAACUUAAAGCUUGAUUCCAAUUCUUUUAUAAAAGAUGUAGAAGAUCCCAACGAGGCUGUUGUCUCAGCUGCUGAAGAAUCAACGAAGUGCAAAAAAAAUGAUAGUGAAUUGAAGGUAACAAAAAAGAAAGAUAAUGAUCACAAAGUGGACACUGGAAUUGUAGAAAGUGCAACUGAGCAGAUAAAAAAAUACUAUGAUACUGUAGGCAGUAUUGGCAAAAACAUUCAAAUUUUUAAGAACAGCAAAAAAAUAUUGAAUGAGGACACAAAAUGUUGUUCAGAAAAAGGUUUACUUGGUAAAUCUCCUCCAUUCAAAAUCAAAGGUAAAGAUGAAACUGAAUUAACAGAUGGUACUGAAAUAGUUGAUGAUUUUCACAAAUCAUUAUUUCAAGCAUUAAAAUCACAUAAUGAUGGUCAAAGGUACUCAGGAUCUGGUAUAAUGUCAGAAAGGAAGAAAAGAGAAAUUGAUAAUUCAGAAAAAAGUCAACCCAAUACUAAAAAAACUGUAACAGAAGAAGAAGAUUUAUUAAGAAAACCUGAUUACUCGGAAGAGUCAAGAAUGUCAGCAUAUCUCAAGGAGUUAACAGACGAAGGUGAGCAGCUCUUGAAAGAUUUAGAACAAAACAACAACAGAUUUGGUGUUCCUGUACUAUCGGUCAAAGACACAUCAAGAGAAGGAAAUCAAACUGAAAUGUUACCUGAAACAGAAGUUCUUAAAAAAUCUGUACAAGAAGAAACGAAAAGCAACAAACAGACCAACACAACGCUAUUACAUAAAACUGAAAAUUUAGAACAUGUAGACAUUAAUUCAAGUAAAAAUAAUUCAGAUCAUUUAAUUCCUGAAAAGAUCUUAAAACAAAAUCAAGAAAAACUACAAUCAGAAUUUUUGUAUACAACAAAUUCAUCGUUAAACCGUAUGGAUUUAGCAGUCCCAAAAAAACCACCACAACAUCUAAAAACAAUUGACAGUAUAUCUAAUUUAAGUUCAACUUAUUUAUUACCUAACGUAACAAUUAGCCAUCAUGAAGACAAGAACUCACACACAGCCUCAGUAAUUGAUAAAACGUCUGAGAAAAUUAAACAAGACAAUAACGAUUCAUCAAAAAUAAUUUCUCAUGAUGUUGUUUUAACAAGGCCGUUAUCAGCAACAAACUCAACACAACUCAAUAAAUUUAUCACUGAUUACAAAACACAAAGGAACAAUUUUGUUUCUCAGAUGAAACCCACUAAAACGUUAGCCUCAAACACCCCUGCAAUUUCCCUUACAACGAUUCCAAAACUUUCUUCUAGACAGGCUACCUACUCAAGUACAACAGCUAGUAAAGGUAAUAAUUUAAGUAGAAGAUCAAAACCGACAAAUCUAAUUGCAGCACGUAUUCGUCAAGAUUUGCUUUCAACUAAACGCAGAGAAAGACUAGAGGCUUUAAAAGCACGACUAGAGGAAGCUAGGCAAAGGUUAUCACUUUUAUCCCAUCCUAAAAAUCAAAUGCCAAACCUAGAUAUUACCAAACUUGUUACAAAAAGAGAAAUGCCCUUCAGUCAAGAGUUUUACAAACACAUAAACCAAAUACAAUUGAAAACUGAUGUACAACAAAAUGAGAAGCACAGUUUGAAUUCUUUAAAAAAUAACAUUUUGGGGAAAUUUUUGGAAGAUAGAAUAGUGAAGUUACCGCUUGUUCAUACAAAAAGCACUGUACACAGAUUAACAAAACAAAUACCAGAGACAGAAAUUAUAUUUAACCAAUUGCCACUGCUAAGAAGUAUAAACAAAAUAUCUAGAUCAAGAAGAUCUACAAAAAAUGCUAUUGAAAGAAAUGAGAUUGAAAUGAAGGCACUUUUAACAAAUGAACUCAUAAAAGAGCAUCCUUCUAAUAAUACUGCUGAUCAUAAUCCCAAUGAAGGAGCUUUUAGGUCAAUGCUCCGUAAAACCCUAAAGGCAGCGAGGAACAAAACUGGUAUAGACAGAAUGCUUGAAUUAGCAAAACAGUACAAUAAAACAAAUCCAGAUAGUGUUGAAAUAUUUAGAUUUCAUGAAACUAAGUUAAACUCUGACAGUAGCGAAAAUGAAAAUAAAGCAAUAGAAGUUACAGACUUCAAAGACACUGGAACAGUAAAGCAAGAUCAGUUUAAAGCUACAGACUCUAUCAGCUUAGAUACUACGAUAGUGAACACCAAUCAAAGUGAACAUGGAAUUAAAGAUUUAUUUAAUUCAGAAAAUAAUAUAUUAUCUAUAUUCAUUAACAUGGUAGAGGAGGUAGUUAAGACACUAAGUAAUGUAAAUAAAACUGCUUAAGAAGUACUUUGGAAAAUAAUUAUCUGUAUAUUAAUGUAAUGUAAAAUACUAUCACACUGUUGGAAUACAUGCACACAUUUUCAAAGCAAUCUUGGGUGGGUAAAUGUGUGUUUAAACAUACUGUUCUGUUAGGUGCAGUUUUAUUGCUAUUUUUAUAUUUUUGUACUAUUUUAUAAUUAUAAUUUAUACAAAUAAAGAAGAAAAUCAAAGGUU
Messenger RNA from Homalodisca vitripennis (glassy-winged sharpshooter), 3908 nucleotides. RefSeq lists its product as uncharacterized. The record is from RefSeq and is a predicted model, not a curated record. Bases 117 to 3695 code for a protein of 1192 amino acids. Lineage: Eukaryota; Metazoa; Arthropoda; Insecta; Hemiptera; Cicadellidae. Gene Ontology annotation, cellular component: extracellular matrix. The transcript has 4 exons.